UGCGCGCAUAUGCAUGAAACGGAACGUGUUCCUGUCACGUGUGUGUUGAUACAGUGACACUUGUAGUUAAAAAACGUACAAAAUGGGACAAAAGAGGAAGAAGCGCGAUGACAGUGAAUACGAAUAUGAUCCAGCGCCAAGCCAUUUGCAAAUAGGACAUAUCAAGAAUCAAGAGAAACGUCUUGUUGUUGUCUUGGAGAGUGCUCAACUUGAAUCUGUAAAAGUUGGAAGCACUUUUGAACUGUUAAACUGCGAUGAUCACGCAAAUAUUCUAAAGAAAAACAAUCGUGAUCCUGGAACAUGUAGACCAGACAUUACUCAUCAGUGUUUGUUAAUGCUGAUGGACAGUCCAUUAAACAGAGCUGGUUUGUUACAAGUUUAUGUACAUACAGAAAAAAAUGUAUUGAUAGAAAUCAAUCCUCAAACUAGGAUACCUAGGACAUUUAAACGAUUUGCUGGAUUGAUAGUACAACUUUUACAUAAAUACAGCGUUAGAGCAUCCGAUGGUCCAAUGAAGCUUCUGAAAGUAAUUAAAAAUCCAGUGUCCGAUCAUUUGCCAGUCGGUUGUCGUAAAAUACUGAUGUCUUUCAGUGCAAAUAAAGUGAUAAAUCCACGUGAGAUUGUACCUCCCGAAGAUCCAAUUACUAUUGUUGUUGGUGCUAUGGCACAUGGCCAAGUCAAAACUGAUUAUACAGAAGACACCUUCUCGAUUAGUAAUUAUCCUCUGUCAGGAGCUGUUACAUGUAGCAAGUUAUGCACAGCAUUUGAGGAAGUUUGGGGAGUUCUCUAAUACGAUGCUACAUGCGUUUUAUACACAUAGUAAAAUAUGUGUAUAUAUAUUUGCUUAUAAAUUAUAUCGAUUAUAUGUAUACAUGUAUAAGCAAGUUUAUGUACGCGUUAAUUUGUAAAAUAUACUCUGUUCCGAGAACUGACAAAUAUAAGAACAAUGAAAGAAAAAUUUAUUAUUUUU
Messenger RNA from Pseudomyrmex gracilis, 970 nucleotides. Its product is annotated as ribosomal RNA small subunit methyltransferase NEP1. Gene Ontology annotation, cellular component: nucleolus; small-subunit processome. Lineage: Eukaryota; Metazoa; Arthropoda; Insecta; Hymenoptera; Formicidae. The transcript is spliced from 4 exons. Gene Ontology annotation, biological process: rRNA base methylation. Bases 83 to 790 code for a protein of 235 amino acids. Gene Ontology annotation, molecular function: rRNA binding; rRNA (pseudouridine) methyltransferase activity. The record is from RefSeq and is a predicted model, not a curated record.